UCAUAAGCAUCAGGCGAAUGUACUUGUAGAUGGUGCGGGGAAUCCACGUCUCACAGAUUUCGGUCUCGCAACAGUCGUAGGGGACCCAGAGUUACAGUUGGGUACGACAACUGCGGCGCGUGAAUUCAAUGUUCGAUGGCGUGCUCCUGAAGUCAUUGGAGUAGAUCGGAAGGGUCGGCCUGUACGGCCGAAUUUCAAGAGUGAUAUAUAUUCUUUGGUGGUGUCAUGCUCUUUAUCGUCUCGGGGGAUAUACCAUGGAAAGAGAAGGCACAUCCACAGAUCAUCAUUGAGCUAUCGAAAAGAGCGACUCCUGCUCGUCCCGAUAACAUUUCUGAUGAUCACUGGAACUUGAUUCAAAAAUGUUGGUCUUGGAACUCAGCGGACCGCCUGGAGGCAGCGGAAGUCAUUGGAUGCCUUGCAACGAAAAUCACCAGGCCUAAAACUAUCGUACUAUUUGGGGACACGGGAGCAGGCAAAAGCUCACUCGUCAACCUCAUGGCGGACAAAGAGGUAGCGUGCACAUCUUCCGACAUGCGACGCUGUACUAUGCAGUGGAAAGACUAUGCCAUCGAUUUCGGUGGCGACUCGUAUACGGUUUUCGAUACCAUUGGACUACAUGAACCGCAGCUGGGAAUCAAAGAGUACCUGAAGUCUGUCGAGAAUGUCUAUCGACUUAUCAAGGAAUUGGAUGGAAGAGGCGGCAUCGAUCUGCUUCUAUUUUGCGUUCGCGCUGGCAGAGUUACUGCUACGCUUCAGAGCAACUACCGGCUCUUUCACGAAUUCCUCUGCGAGAAGAAAGUCCCGAUUGUUCUUGCGAUCACGAACCUCGAAAGAGAGCAGAGGAUGGAGACCUGGUGGGAGAGAAACCAAAGCACCUUCGACAAAUACCAGAUUCAGGUCGCCGGUCAUGCGUGUGUCACCGCCGCCAAUAAAUUGGACGGCAGACACUGACACCUUUAUGAAGAAUCGCGCAUCACGAUCCGCAAUCUUGUUCAGCAAUUUACCGCUGACGGGCAGAAGCAAGCAUGGAUAGGAGGGAACAACCUGUUCGUGUCGUUGAUGCGUAAGCUAAGGGAUUUAGUUCCAGAGGGUCAGAAUGCGAGAAAGAAGGAUCUUGUCCCUCAUCUCACGAAGCGUUGUGGUGUAUCUCCAGACGUCGCAAAACAGUUGGCUGAUAUGAUCAGGCAAGAUGUAUAUUGAUGACUU
This is a messenger RNA of Suillus subaureus, 1206 nucleotides long. Its product is annotated as P-loop containing nucleoside triphosphate hydrolase protein. The transcript has 3 exons. Bases 226 to 951 code for a protein of 241 amino acids. The record is from RefSeq and is a predicted model, not a curated record. Gene Ontology annotation, molecular function: GTP binding. NCBI's taxonomy places the organism in Eukaryota, Fungi, Basidiomycota, Agaricomycetes, Boletales, Suillaceae.